AAGCUAGGACAUUAUGACAAAGCGAGCUGCUCCUGAUAUAAUUAGCAUCUUUUUUAUUGAAGUAUUUUAUGGAAUAAAUGAAUUAAGAAAUAUAACAAAUAAAUAAAUUUCCAUUAAACAAUUUUUCAUUUUAUUACAAAGCACUUUUCCAUAAUAUGCCCCCGUUAAAAUACAAGAAAAUAAAUACUCUACCAGCAAAACUAAUUUCCCAAUAUAAAGUGAAUUGCAAUCAUUUGGGUUCGGACACAUCCGCUUUAACGUGAGUUGAAUAUUAUUUCGCUGAAACUAGAGUAACUGCUGAUAACAGUCUUUAUCUCUGCAUAAACACCAGGGCUUACCUCAGUUCAACAACCCUUGACCUUUUUAUGUUAGGACACUGAAUGGUCUCUGUGUUGAUAGUCACAGUCCCGACAAUGACACAUGUGCCUACUGUAAUUACUGUACUGUUUCUACUUUGACGUGAACAUAAUCCACUGGUGAAGACCCCGGGCGUUAAGUCAGCAUGGCGACCGGACAGCCAACUAAUGCUAUUGGCGUGAGGCACAGGAGCGUCUUAGCUCAUACGCCGGAUGGGAUGGCCAGUCUUGCAGGUAGUGAUUGCAGUGCAAAAAUGGAGGAUGUGGCGCAGUGGCACAAACAUGCGCAGAGGGUGAAGGUGAAGAUCCUGCAGCAGGUCCAGGAUCAGUUGAGUGAUAUUCUAGAAAAGGCGCUGACCGAGCCUGUCCAUGCAUCAGUCAAUGGGAAGACGGCGAAAACUGGUUCAUCCAGGAUGGACGACGGCAAAGUGUUUAUGGACCGAGUGUCACUGCUGGAUGAGCUGUUUGAGAUCAGCCACAUCAGGACCAUCUACCACAUGUUUGUAGCUGUGCUGCUCAUCUUCUGUGUCAGCACGCUGGCUGUCGACUACAUUGAUCAGGGCAGGUUGGUCUUGGAGUUUGAUCUGCUCUUCUACGCCUUUGGUAAGAUGGGAACGGUCACCUGGGUGUGGGUGCUCAUGUUCGUCUACGCCCUGCUGGUUCCCUACUACGCUCUGCUCUUUUGGGGCUCUUUGUACCAUCGCUGCACCUCCAAGCCGGGGCUGUCUCUGGCCACAGCUCUGGUCCUGGCCACCCUCCAGAUCUCUGUUCUUGGACUGUUGCCCGUCUACGCGGUGGUGCGGCACCAGCUGCCGCCGGCCUCCCGGUUCAUCGUUAUACUAGAGCAGAUUCGAUUCCUGAUGAAGAGCUACUCGUUCAUGAGGGAAUCUGCCCCCAUCAUUAUGAAAAAUGCACCAAAAGAAGGGGAGAAAGUCCGCUUCCCGACAUGUUCCAGUUACCUGUACUUCCUUUUCUGUCCUACUCUCAUCUACAGGGAGUCGUACCCAAGGAACACACACAUAAGAUGGAAGUACGUUGCUGUCACUGGAACGAUGAUCUUGGGCUGCCUGUUUUAUAGCUACUUCAUCCUGGUGCGCCUCUGUGUGCCUGUUUUCACGUCGGCGAGCGAGCAGCCGUUUAGCAAACGAGCCAUGGUCCUCGCUGUGUUCCACUCCAUACUACCAGGUAUCAUGCUGCUGCUGUUGUGCUUCUUCGCCUUCCUGCACUGCUGGCUCAACCUCUUCGGGGAGCUCCUCCGCUUCGCCGACAGAAUGUUCUACAAGGACUGGUGGAACUCGACAUCUUUUGCCAACUACUACCGCACGUGGAACGUGGUGGUGCACGACUGGCUCUAUUACUACGGCUACAGGGACUUCCUCUGGCUGUCUAAAAGGAAGUUCCGCACAGGCGCCAUGUUGUCCGUCUUCAUCGUGUCGGCCGUGGUGCACGAGUACGCCUUGGCCAUGGGCUUGGGAUUCUUCUACCCUGUCAUGUUUUUUCUCUUUUCCAUCUUCGGAGUUGUCUUUAACUUCACCAUGAACGACAGGCGUCAGAGUCCCGUCUUCAACAUCAUCAUGUGGGCGUGUCUCUUCCUGGGUCAGGGCGUGCAGGUGUGCCUCUACUGCCAGGAGUGGUACGCGCAAAUACGAUGUCCUCGCACCGGGAAUAGCUUUUGGGAGCUGGUGACGCCUCGCUCCUGGUCGUGCAGCCACCGGAAAUGACCGGCGGAAGACGGAAAGUCGCAAGGGUCAAGAACGGUAUGAAGAAGGAAUGAACCAUCAUGGCAGUUACG
This is a messenger RNA of Phycodurus eques (leafy seadragon), 2148 nucleotides long. It is a transcript of the gene soat2, whose product is annotated as sterol O-acyltransferase 2. The transcript has 15 exons. The record is from RefSeq and is a predicted model, not a curated record. Bases 503 to 2077 code for a protein of 524 amino acids. Gene Ontology annotation, cellular component: endoplasmic reticulum membrane. Gene Ontology annotation, biological process: cholesterol metabolic process; cholesterol efflux. Gene Ontology annotation, molecular function: cholesterol binding; cholesterol O-acyltransferase activity; fatty-acyl-CoA binding. Lineage: Eukaryota; Metazoa; Chordata; Actinopteri; Syngnathiformes; Syngnathidae.